Messenger RNA from Drosophila navojoa, 771 nucleotides. RefSeq lists its product as uncharacterized. Lineage: Eukaryota; Metazoa; Arthropoda; Insecta; Diptera; Drosophilidae. The record is from RefSeq and is a predicted model, not a curated record.
CAGCAGCUUAAGUAUAUCAGCUAUACGGCAUAUUCCAAGUGGCUUGCACCGACUCAAGCUGGUCAGCUCAACCGACUGGGCCUAGACAUUGAAGUGAUCUAUAGCCAGCAUCUCUUCAAGCCAUACAACUCGGAGAGCGUAGAAGCCGCGUUCCGCGUCGACAGACGACUCAAGUCACUGAUGGGUAGCGGUACACUCGAAUAUGCCGCCCUCAUACAGGACCAGCCUCUCAGCAGUGUGCAAGACGAGUUUAAGGAAAUGCUCUCAAUUGUUUGGCUAAGCGCUCUGCGCAACGGUAAUUGGCGGCAUUUCCUGAAUGCACUAAAGUCGGCAAGCAUAAAUGCUAAAUAUGAUGUUAAUGUCGGUGUCUCCGGGACCCUUAGCCUGCCCACAACGAUAGCCUGCAAUGACAGCCGCCUGCUGUCCGUCGAACUGGACUCCGGGCACACCGUCACGGUGCCGGCUCUCAUCUGGGCACAGGUGCGUGCAGUGGCGCCCAGUGUGAAUGUGACGAACGAGUUCGUAGUGAUUGCCCACAAUUCGCCCUUUUUGAAGGUCAAUGAGCGCAACGGUCUAUGCGAGAGCAUGUGCCACGAGGUGCCUUGGCUGCGGCACAGCCUCUUCAGCAAGCUCCACCAAUAUCCCUUCUAUGGCCUAGCCGAGUGCUGUCACGUUGCGGACGUUCAAGACAAACUUGAUAAUUUUCCCAAGUCCCAGGCAGCGCCACUCCUACCACCACAUAUUACGAAAAUACUAACAGAUCGUUCAUAA